UACUCGAUAGCUAGCUAUAGCUGCAUAGCAAGCAACGCCAGGGGGUAUCAUCGAUAUAGCUUCUGAUACUGGUCUUAUCCUCGAACAACACAACUCAACUACCUGUCUCGGAACCAUGAACGACCCACGCAGACUCGCCGACGUAGAUCCAGCAUGGCACGCCUAUCAAAACCCAGAGAUGGUACCCGACGAGUUCCCGGCUCCUCAAUCACAACCUUCCACCUCGAAUGCUCGACGAGGCGUCAAGCGGAGAAAAGACAGCGGUCAGGUCGACGCUGAUAGUGCUAGACGCGGUCAAGGGAUGAUGGCUCCUGGUCAUAUUGGCAGUGACGGUUUUGGACAUGGGAUGAUGAUCGGGCCAGGAGCGGGAGUCAACCCGGAAGAUAUCCAUCCUCAGCUCGACUUUACCGCCUUUGACCACGAGACAGUGGCAGGCUACCUUGAGCGGAACAACGCGAUCCCCAAAUUUGGCUAUGGCAGCAUCCAUUCUGUAUGGGACGUGAAUGCGAAAGCGACGGAUCCACGGUUGCUAUUCAUUGACGAGCCAGAACCGAUCCAGACCAUGCUGCCCGGCCCGGGAAUGGUAGGAUCCCAUAUGAUCCCUCACCUGAACGUCAUGCAGUCAGGCAAAGGAAACAGCUACGGGAAGGACGCUUCGCAACCGCAUCAAGCUUCGACGAGGGAAAGCAACAGGGAGGGCCGAGCGACAAAGAGACGGUCGACGGCUACGAGCAUGGUCGCGGCUGCGAUUGAGGAGAGUAUCACCAUGGCUGAAGAGGAGGAGAGGAAGCGAAAAGAGCGCGAGUCGGAUCAGAAUGCUCAGGGUCAGAUUGGAGGUCAAGGUCAAGAUCAAGCUGAAGGCAACGGGACCGUGAUAGGAGAAGACGGAAGGCCAAAGACGGUGACAAUCGAAGGGCAUGCAGGGACUGGGGUAAACGGAGAGGACGCUGUACCCAAGGACGAAGAUCUCUCGGGUGAGAACCCCGAUUCUCCACCUGCAGCACUACGACGAUCGAGCCGAAAGCCUUUGCCCGCCGGAACCUCUCUCGCUGUCACUUACCGCAACACUCGCUCAUCCCCCUCGCCGACGCCUUCGCUCAAUUCGGAGGACGAAGACGACACGGACCCCUUUGUCCCUAUUCUGGCCGACCUGGACAUGGCGAGAAAGGUUUUCGCCGACCGGGCUUCGAGACACUGGAGGGAUGCCCUGGCUGCGGGUGGGGGAGCGACGGUACAGGGCCCCGGGGUGAAUCCGGCUUUUGCAGGGCAGGUCAUGAUGGGUGGGACUGGCGGGAUGAUGCGAGAGGGAGAGGUCGUCGCCGAAUUUCUUUAUUCGACGAGGGUGAAACACAAAGCCCUGAAAGUCGCCCCACACUACCCUGUCGCGGAAGUCAUAGGAGAGAAUACGAAUACGAGCGCUCUGCGUAGCCGUUAAUAAUAGGAAGCUUAGCAGGAGGGUUGAAGAGAAAUGAAUCAGAGGCGCUGUCGUUUGUGUCAGUAUGCUAUGCGAUUAUGAAGCGGAAGACUCGAUAACGGGUCACGAUAUCGGCCUUGUUUUGCAUUGCCUCUCGCUGGGUUCGCGCAUGUUUCAAGAUAUUAAAAUCGACGACGAUUGACCGUGAAGACAAAGAGGGAGCAUGGUUUCAUGUUAUACGCAUACUGUACUGCG
Filobasidium floriforme is the source of this 1669-nucleotide messenger RNA. RefSeq lists its product as uncharacterized. NCBI's taxonomy places the organism in Eukaryota, Fungi, Basidiomycota, Tremellomycetes, Filobasidiales, Filobasidiaceae. Bases 116 to 1435 code for a protein of 439 amino acids. The transcript has 4 exons. The record is from RefSeq and is a predicted model, not a curated record.